Messenger RNA from Culex quinquefasciatus (southern house mosquito), 14148 nucleotides. It is a transcript of the gene Ten-m, whose product is annotated as teneurin-m. The record is from RefSeq and is a predicted model, not a curated record. The transcript has 15 exons. Gene Ontology annotation, biological process: motor neuron axon guidance. The coding region runs from base 1545 to 9383 and encodes 2612 amino acids. Lineage: Eukaryota; Metazoa; Arthropoda; Insecta; Diptera; Culicidae.
CGCUUCCCGAGUGCGGAAGGCAAAAAGACUUUCGGCUGCUGGAACCGCGCGUCCUGAACCCGGGUUGUUCUUGAAAAGGACGGUCGUCGCGUCCGUCUGUGUGUCGGGCAGGAAUUCUGACAGGAACACAUUUUCCCAGGAAGGACUCAUCACAGCCAGUGCUGGAAGGAGCUUGUGUGUCUGUGAAUAUCGCGCAGUAGGCCGUGAUCGGAUUUUGAUUUGUGAUUUUUUCCGUUCUCGUUUCGGUUCGUUCUUUAUCACCUUCGUCGCGUUCGCGUGUGCCAAUAUCGUGCGUGUGAGUGUGUGUGUUACACCAAACAACUAUCCUGUGUCAUUGUUCUCCACACACCGAUUCGCGUGGGUGUGAGCAUUGUUUAUGUGUGUUCUAGUUUUUGCUCCUUUCCUGCGCGCUUCCGUAACUGCAUCCGGAAAUCAACCUGCAGGCGAGGUUUUCAUUCACAAGAACCGGAGAGGUCGACCGUAGUGGGCCGUGAGAAAAACGAAGCAAAAAACAACCAGAAACCGAGUGUGCGGCGAAAAUCAAUGAAAAUUUGAGGGCCUCCUUCGUUCGGGUUCGCGCGAGCAAGGAAGAGGACGAAGGAAGGGCAGUGCAGAUUCACGAGAUGAGUCCAAGUGUGCUAUGAUUAUUUAAUGUCAACUGGCGGCGACUGCAGCAAGCCGUGUGAGGUGAUUAGCCUCGAACGAGCAGUGUGAUGGGGUUGUGUCGACGAUAAGCGGAGGCAGUCCCAGUGGUGGAAAACUUGUGGUUUCGUGAAGAGAAUUCGCAAGGCGAAAAAAGAAAGCAAGUGUGAGGAAGAGUGAAGUGUUGUUAUCAACGUGAAGACAGCAAAACGGGCUUGUCGGUCUGGCAGGGAAAAAAAACUUGUAGGCAGAGGACACUGAGACACAAUCGCGCAGAGAAUCGUCGGAAGGAUGCAGCAUCGAUGAGGUCGCGUCGUUCUGAGAGAAAGUGUGCUUCUUCUAGCGAGGAUUAAUGUGCAAGCGUAAUCAGAAAGUUUGUACCCAUCAGCUGCUAGUAACGAGCGUGCCCGGAUCUAGAGUGUAUGUGUGUGCGUGUUUCUUUUUUCUGUGGGUGCAGUAGUUGGUUCGCUCGUUCGUAACUGUAACCAGUUUUCAAUCACGUAGAGUAAUGUACCACACAGACGCGCCGAUCACGUCGUCACAACAAUAGUUUGAGUACCGAUAGGUGCUAGUGUGUUGUUGAUAAGUCGUAAUCUUGGAGGAGAAGAAAGACAAUAGACGCGCGGCGGUUCUUGCCGUUCCGCAUCGCCGGACCCGUAUCGGACACAAAGCGCGGGAAAGUUGGUGGCGGGCACGAUUUUCUUCUUUCCUUAUACAGAGAGUGGGAGAGAUAGCGUAGGGUUCUCCGGUAGUAGAUGUAGGUAUAAAACACACAUAUCAGCUGAAAAAAGCCAAGUUCUGUCGACUGAAAAAAGAAACGUCGUUUUGUAGUGCACUCUGCUCCGUUUUCGGUUCGACAGGAAGCGUAAGAAACAAUAACACACAGUAGUUAUGCUCCCAAUAUGGGCUGCCUCCUGGACGGAGUUCCGCCUUCAGCUCCCCCAGAUGUGCCACCGCGUAAUCCAACAAUGAGUCGGAUGAAUGGACGCGUCACCGGUAACCCUACAGAGCUAGGCGUCGACUUUGAGCCAUCGUGUCUGGUGCGGACGCCAUCGGGCAACGUGUACAUUCCGAGCGGAAAUCUAGGUGAGCACCACUUUCACGAAUCUUACUACCACCAGCCAGAAACAACCAUUAAUAACAAAGGAUCACCGAUAGACUACAAGACGGGCUCGGCCUGCUCCACCCCGACGAAAGACACGCUCAAGAGCUGCGACCGCUACAUGGGUCCGGUACUGCCACCCCGGAGCGCCAUGUGUGGUCCCCCGUCGCAUCACUACUCAGCGCCGCUGAACUUUCGCAAAGGCUUCACCUUCACCAAAUGUACAUGGAAGUGUACGGCUAUACUAGUUAUAUUAUUAAGUGUUAUACUUGUUAUAACAUUAUUAUUAACAGCAUCUAACGUAUUAAGUAUAUCAUAUCCAACCACCAACCCCUGUACAGUUCUAGUCGAUGAGAAGGCGGAGAUUUCCGCGGCCAAAAGUACGAUAGCGGACGCGAACCGGGCGGCGGACAGCGGAACGGCACCGGGCCGGCCCAAACCUGCCCUGAGCAGUAGUAGUCCUGCCGAUUCGCCCUCGCUCAGUUCCGCGUCCACGUCCGCCGCGUCCUCGUCGGCGGCGUCAACGGCGCCGGCCAACAGCAAUAGCAACGGCAACAACAAUGGCAACAACGGAGGUGCCCGCACAUUCCCAGCGCGAAGCUUCCCCCCGGACGGCACCACCUUCUCGCAGAUCAGCCUCGGGGCGCGCCUCUCCUCCAAGGAGAUCCCCCCGUACAGCUACUGGAACAUGCAGUUCUACCAGUCCGAGCCGGCGUACGUCAAGUUCGACUAUGGCAUUCCGAGGGGCGCCUCGAUCGGCGUGUACGCCCGCCGGAACGCGCUGCCCACCCACACCCAGUACCACUUCAAGGAGGUGCUGAGCGGAUUCAACGCGCGCCAGACACGUGCCGCACAUCCGUCGAUGCGCCGAGAGGUGACCCGCUACAUGGAGCCCGGCCACUGGUUCCUGUCGAUCUACAACGACGACGGUGACGCGCAGGAGAUCACCUUUUACGGUGCGGUCGCAGAAGACAUGACCCAAAACUGCCCGAACGGGUGCUCCGGCAACGGCCAGUGCCUGCUCGGCCACUGUCAGUGCAAUCCCGGCUACGGAGGCGACGACUGCAGCGAGAGCGUCUGUCCGGUGCUGUGCUCUCAGCGCGGCGAAUACAUCAACGGCGAGUGCCAGUGCAACCCGGGCUGGAAGGGCAAGGAGUGCUCGCUGCGGCACGACGAGUGCGAGGUUCCGGACUGCAACGGCCACGGACACUGCGUCAGCGGCAAGUGCUCGUGCGUGCGCGGCUACAAGGGCAAAUUCUGCGAAGAAGUGGACUGUCCCCACCCGACCUGCUCCGGCCACGGCUUCUGCGCCGACGGCACCUGCAUCUGCAAAAAGGGCUGGAAGGGCCCGGACUGUGCCGCCAUGGACCAGGACGCGCUCCAAUGCCUGCCCGACUGCUCCGGCCACGGCUCCUUCGAUCUGGACAGCCAGACGUGCACGUGCGAGCCCAAGUGGAGCGGCGAGGACUGCUCGCAGGAGCUGUGCGAUCUCAACUGUGGCCAACACGGACGCUGCGUGGGCGAUGCCUGUGCCUGCGAUGCCGGCUGGGGAGGUGAAUUCUGCAACUCGCGGCUUUGCGAUCCGCGCUGCAACGAGCAUGGUCAGUGCAAGAACGGAACGUGCCUGUGCGUGACCGGGUGGAACGGGAAGCACUGCACGCUCGAGGGGUGUCCCAGUGGUUGCUCCCAGCAUGGCCAGUGCCACGUGAGCGGUGAGCUGAUGUGGGAGUGCCGCUGCUACGAGGGCUGGGAUGGAGUGGACUGCUCGGUGCCGCUGGAGCAAAAUUGUGGCGACAACAAGGACAACGAUAGAGACGGCCUUGUCGACUGCGAGGACCCCGAGUGCUGCAGCAGCCACUCGUGCAAAACGAGCCAGCUGUGCGUUUCGGCCCCGAAGCCCAUCGACGUUCUGCUGCGGAAGCAACCCCCGGCCAUCACGGCGUCCUUCUUCGAACGCAUGAAGUUCCUGAUUGACGAGGGCAGUCUGCAGAAUUACGCCAAGCUGGAGACGUUCAAUGAGAGCGUUUUUUGGAAUCAUUUUAACGCAAGCCGUUCCGCCGUAAUCCGAGGCCGCGUCGUCACGUCGCUGCAGAUGGGGCUGGUCGGAGUUCGCGUGAGCACUUCGACACCUUUGGAGGGAUUCACGCUGACGCGGGACGACGGGUGGUUCGAUCUGAUGGUGAACGGAGGAGGUGCGAUCACGCUGCAGUUUGGCCGAUCGCCGUUCCGGCCGCAGACACGGAUUGUGCAGGUGCCGUGGAACGAGGUGGUCAUCAUUGACACGGUGGUGAUGUCUACGCUGGACGACAAGGAGAAGAGUGGAAUUCCGCACACGUGCUUCUCGCACGAUUACGACUCGAUGAAGCCGGUCGUGUUGGCCACGUGGAAGCACGGAUUCCAGGGGGCGUGCCCGGAUCGGAGCGCCAUCUUGGCGGAAUCGCAGGUGGUGCAGGAAUCGUUGGCGAUUCCUGGAACUGGGCUGAACCUGGUUUACCACAGCAGUCGUGCCGCUGGAUAUUUGUCCACGAUCAAGUUGCAGCUGACUCCGGAUACGAUCCCGCAAACGCUCAAGCUGAUCCACCUGAGGAUCACUAUCGAAGGAAUCCUGUUCGAGCGGGUAUUCGAAGCUGACCCGGGUAUCAAGUUCACGUACCCAUGGAACCGACUCAACAUCUACCGUCAACGCGUCUAUGGCAUUACGACGGCCGUGGUCAAGGUCGGAUAUCAGUACACCGACUGCAAGGACAUCAUCUGGGACGUGCAGACGACCAAGCUGAGCGGACACGACAUGAGCAUCUCCGAAGUUGGCGGAUGGAACCUGGACAUUCACCACCGGUACAACUUCCACGAGGGCAUUCUGCAGAAGGGAGACGGAUCCAACAUCUACCUGAAGCACAAGCCACGUGUGAUCCUCACCACCAUGGGCGACGGACAUCAACGACCGCUGGAUUGUAACGACUGCAACGGAGUUUCCGCCAAGCAGCGAUUGCUCGCUCCGGUCGCCCUCGCGGCAGCCCCCGACGGUUCUCUCUACGUUGGUGACUUCAACUACAUCCGAAGGAUCAUGAUCGACGGAACCGUCAAAACAGUGGUGAAACUCAACGCAACCCGCGUCUCCUAUCGCUACCACAUGGCCCUCAGUCCGCUCGAUGGAUCGCUGUACGUGUCCGACCCGGAAUCCCACCAGAUCAUCAAGGUCAAGAACAAGGACGACUCGCACGAUCCCGAACACAACUGGGAACCGAUCGUCGGAAGCGGCGAACGAUGCCUGCCCGGAGAUGAAGCCCACUGUGGUGACGGAGGACUCGCUCGCGAUGCCAAGCUGGCCUACCCGAAGGGAGUCGCAAUUUCUUCCGACAACGUACUCUUCUUCGCCGACGGAACCAACAUCCGAAUGGUCGAUCGUGACGGCGUGAUCAGCACCCUCAUCGGUAACCACAUGCACAAGUCUCACUGGAAGCCGGUCCCGUGCGAGGGCACUCUCAAGAUCGAAGAAAUGCACCUCCGAUGGCCCACCGAGCUGACGAUCAACCCACUGGACGACACCCUGCACAUCAUCGACGAUCACAUGAUCCUACGUAUGACGCCUGACGGACGAGUUCGCGUGAUCGCGGGACGACCCCUUCACUGCUCAUCCGCUUCACCAACCACGUUCGACUCGGAUCUUGCCGCUCACGCCACCCUCGUCAUGCCACAAAGCAUCGCGUUCGCACCGUCAGGUGAUCUGUACGUCGCCGAGUCCGACUCCCAGCGCAUCAACCGAAUCCGCGUUAUCGGAACCGACGGCAAGAUCGCCGCGUACGCCGGCGCCGAAUCCAAGUGCAACUGUCUCGAACGAGGCUGCGACUGCUACGAAGCCGAUCACUACCUGGCGAUCAGUGCCAAAUUCAACACGAUCUCGGCCAUCACGGUCACCCCCGACGGACACGUCCACAUCGCCGAUCAGGCCAACUACCGCAUCCGAUCGGUGAUUUCCAGCCUGCCAGAAGCCGGAACAUCAAAAGAGUACGAAAUCUACGCCCCGAACGCCCAAGAAAUCUACGUGUUCAACCGUUUCGGACAGCACAUCGCUACCAAGAACAUCAUGACCGGCGAGAUCACGUACAGCUUCCUGUACAACGUCAACACCUCGAACGGCAAGCUCAGCACGGUCACCGAUGCCGCCGGAAACAAGGUGUUCUUGCUGCGUGACUACACCUCGCAGGUCAACUCGAUCGAGAACACCAAGGGUCAAAAGUGCCGUCUCCGAAUGACCCGCAUGAAGAUGCUGCACGAACUCAGCACUCCAGACAACUACAACGUCACGUUCGACUACCAAGGGCCAACGGGACUGCUCAAAACGAAGCUCGACUCCACCGGACGCUCCUACGUGUACAAUUACGACGAGUUUGGUCGCCUAACAUCGGCCGUAACCCCAACCGGCAAGGUCAUCGAUCUAACCUUCGACCUCUCAGUCAAGGGCGCCACCGUCAAAGUCACCGAAAACUCCCAACGCGAAGUCUCCAUGCUCAUCCAAGGCUCCUCUGUCGUUUCCCGCGUCGGUGAAGCCGCAACCAAAACCACCGUCCUCGUCGACGGAAGCACCACCAGCGUCUCUCCGUGGGGCAACACCGUGUCCGUCGAGUCCGUCCCGUACAUCUUGCUCGCCGAGAUCGACCCCCUCCUCGGCGAAAGCUACCCCGUCCCGUCCAAGCAGCGCACCGAAAUCAACGGCGACCUGUCGAACCGCUUCGAGUGGCGCUACUUCAUCCGUCACGUCCCCGUGCGCGGUAAGAACUCCCGCGCCCUCACCCAGGUCGGCCGCAAGCUGCGCGUCAACGGCGAGAACCUGCUAACGUUCGAGUACGAAAAGGACAGCUCCUCGAUUACGGUCUCCGUGGACGACAAAACCGAAUUACUGAACGUCACGUACGACAAGUCUUCGCGACCGGUCGCGUACCGCCCACAGUCGGGAGAGUACGCCGACGUGGAUCUGGAAUACGAUCGCUUCGGACGGCUGAUCUCGUGGAAGUGGGGCAAUCUUAAAGAGGAGUACACCUUUGAUCGCGCAGGUCGGCUCAACGAGAUCAAGUACGGCGACGGCAGCUCGAUCGUGUACGCGUUCAAGGACAUGUUCAGCAGUCUACCGUUGAAGGUGACGACUCCGCGCCGAUCGGACUACCUGCUGCAGUACGACGACGCUGGGGCGCUGCAAUCGUUGACGACUCCACGCGGGCACAUCCACGCGUUCUCGCUGCAAACCUCGCUUGGGUUCUUCAAGUACCAGUACUUCUCGCCGAUCAACCGCCAUCCAUUCGAGAUUCUGUACAACGACGACGGGCAGAUCUUGGCCAAGAUUCAUCCGCACCAGUCGGGCAAGGUGGCGUUCGUGUAUGACAACGCUGGUCGGUUGGAAACCAUCCUGGCAGGACUGUCAUCGACGCAGUACACCUACCAGGAGAGUACGAGCCUGGUCAAGUUGGUUGAGGUGCUGGAACCUGGAUUCGAGCUGCGACGUGAGUUCAAGUACCACGCCGGAGUGAUGAAGGACGAGAAGCUCAAGUUUGGCUCGAAGAGUGCGCUGGCGUCGGCUCAUUUCAAGUAUCAGUACGAUGGAAAUGCAAGGAUGAGUGGAAUCGAGAUGGACAUUGACGGUAAGGAUUUGCCGAUCAUGCGGUUCAAGUACGGACAGAGCUUGGGAACGCUGGAUGCGAUCAGCGAUCUGAGGAUUACGAGGAAUGCGUUCAACAGGACGGUUGUGCAGGACACCUCGAAGCAGUUCUUCACGAUCACGGACUUUGACGAGCAUGGAAGGGUGAAGAGUGUGCUGAUAAACAUCAAGUCGUUUGACGUGUAUCGGUUGGAGCUGGAUUAUGAUUUGAGGAAUAGGAUCAAGACGCACAAGGUCAUGGUUGGUCGCGUGACAUCGCUUGAUAAAGUCAACUACAACGCUGAUGGACACGUUAGUGAGGUCGUUGGCACGAACAGCUGGAAGUAUCUGUACGACGAGAAUGGCAACAUCAUUGGAAUUCUGGAGCAGGGUGACAAGACCAACUUGGGGUACGACACCGGCGAUCGAGUGGUGCAGAUUGGUGAUGUGGAGUUCAACAGUUACGAUGCUCGCGGAUACGUUGUGCGUCGAGGUGAGCAAAAGUAUCGCUACAACAACCGAGGCCAGCUUAUUCACGCGUUGGAGCGCGAUCGCUUCCAGACGUGGUACUUCUACGACGAUAUGGGACGUCUGGUGGCAAGUCACGACGAGAAGGGCAACGUAACGCAGUACUUCUACGCGAACAUCAACGCGCCGGAACUGAUCACGCACAUUCACUACCCGAAGGUCGCGAAGACGUUCCGAUUCCUGUACGACGAUCGUGACAUGCUGGUGGCGGUGGAGACCGGCGAGCAGCGAUACUACGUGGCUACCGAUCAGAACGGAUCACCGAUCGCGUUCUUCGACAUCAACGGCAACAUCGUGAAGGAGAUCCGCCGUACGCCGUUCGGCAAGAUCGUCAAGGACUCGAACCCGGACUUUUUCGUGCCAAUCGACUUCCACGGAGGUCUGCUCGACCCGAACACCCGACUGGUCUACAUGGAGAAGCGUCUGUACGACACGGCGGUCGGCCAAUGGAUGACCCCGUACUGGGAACAGCUCGCAACCGAGAUGCGUCUGCCGACGGACGUGUUCAUCUACCGGUUCCACAACAACGAUCCGAUCAACAGGAAGGAACCGAUGAACUACAUGAACGACCUCAAGUCGUGGCUGCGACUGUUCGGGUACGACGUGACCAAGAUGCAGGGCUCGACCUACACCAAGGACAUGAUCUACCGACCGAACGCCAUGAUCAAGUCACCCCAGCUGGCGCCCGACUUUGGCGUCAUGUCCGGACUGCAGUGCAUCGUUGAGAAGGUUGACGAAAAGUUCUCGGACUUUGGCUUCGUGCCGAAGCCGUUGCUGAAGAUGGAGCUCAAGACGAGGAAUCUGCUGCCGCGUGUUGCCUACCGGCGGGGUGUAUUUGGUGAAGGAGUGCUGAUCUCCCGCAUCGACGGACGAGCGCUGGUCAGCGUGGUCGAUGGAUCGAACAGCGUCGUCCAGGACGUAGUUUCCUCCGUGUUCAACAGCUCGUACUUCCUGGAUCUGCACUUUAGCAUUCACGAUCAGGACGUGUUUUACUUCGUCAAGGACAACAUCAUGAAGCUGCGCGAUGACACGGAAGAGUUGCGCCGGCUGGGUGGAAUGUUCAACAUCUCGACGCACGACAUCAACGAUCAUGCGGUCUCGAACGGUAAGGAACUGCGACUGCACGGCCCGGACGCCGUGGUCAUCAUCAAGUACGGCGUCGAUCCGGAACAGGAACGGCACCGCAUCUUGAAGCACGCUCACAAGCGGGCCGUCGAACGGGCCUGGGAGCUCGAGAAGCAGCUGGUGGCCGCCGGAUUCCAGGGUCGCGGCGACUGGACCGAGGAAGAGAAGGAAGAACUGAUCUCGCACGGUGACGUCGACGGAUGGGUCGGGGUGGACAUUCACAGCAUACACAAGUACCCGCAGCUCGCGGAUGACCCCGGCAACGUGGCCUUCCAGCGGGACUCGAAGCGGAAACGACGGAAGAGCGGAAGCCACAAAGCGCAAACGCUGCGACAGCACAGGCACGAAAGCUCGUGAAAUAGCACCACCCUAGCGUAAGCAAAAAAAACAAACUCUCUAUCCAAUCUGUGAAGCUUUCCAAAAACAAAACAAAAAAAAAACGCAUGAAAAACAAGUAAAUUUUCAAAGAACGCUCUCUCUUGCUCUUUUAAGGAAAAUCUUUCUCCGAGAACUGAUUUGAAGAAAGAGAAGUGAAUAUUAGAAAUAUUGUGAUACAUAGAUUUAUUUUGGAUUAUUUUCGUAGGGUUAAACAAAACAACAUCAACAACAUGAAAACAUAAUAAAAGACGAUGAUAGGACGACGUUUAGCGUGACCGUAACAAGUUUUCUACACUUGCGCAAAACGAAAAUUAUGGAGCAAAAAAAAUCCUUUCUCAUUCAAGUCCGCAAAAUGAUAAUAUCAACAGCAAACAACAACAACAACACACACAAAAACACCGGAAGCAAACACACCAUUGAACAAAAUGCCCCAAAAAUAAAGUCUUUUUCUUACUUGAAGAACUGUGAAUUUUGGGAGACAAAUAAUUCUCUCUCCGACUAAACCUCGUUUUCGUACAUUUUUGAGUGCGGCUCUCUGCGCUCAUUCUCUUUCAUUUACCGAGUCAUGGUUAACUCACCUUAGGCUAAGUAGGCCGAAUUUGAUUCGAAGAUUGUUCCUGUUGCGUUCUUUCGUUGUUUUAUUUCUUUUUUCACACUUUCACUGAACACAAUCGUUUAUCGAAUGACGUCUCCACGAGAAAAUCCCCAUUUCUCUUUAUCACCCCUUCACGAUUGUUUUUUUUUGCAAGCGGUAACAUAACCAAACUUUUCGGCACCCGGAUCUCUUCCGGAAAAGAUCCGGCAGCAAUUUUUCAUGGUUUGACGUUUGCUACGAGAGAUCAAAGAGCGUCUCUUCGUGUCUAUUUGAUUUUAUGUUUUGUUUUGACAUUUUCACGAGUCGAUUAAUCACUAAAACUUUCACGCGUUUUUUUUAAUUUUAUGACUGUUUAAAAUCGAUUUUUCUUUAAAAUCCGUGAAAUUUUGAACGUUUUCACGAUGACAGUUCAGCUAACGUGACUGCGUUCUUGUUAGGCAGAGUGGCUGCGUACUUUUUCCUUCGUAAGGUAAAAUGAUCAAUUGUCAUUUUUGGACAGUGGAAAAUGAAAGAUAAAAACCGCAAAUUUCACGAUUCUGCAAGUAAGAAAAAAUACUUUUGCUAACCCCACUCUGAAAAGAGCGUAAAGAGAAAACAUAUUUUUAUAGAGUAAGCUACAAACACGCAGCAGAAAACAGAUCAAACAAUAAUCCAUUGUGAAACACACACACAACAUAUAAAAGUGAACAAGUAAAACAAGUAACGUAAUAAAUAUGGUUUCCGCCAUGUUGUGAAUGUCGCCAGUUUUUCUAAACAACCCACACCGACCCAUCUAAAAACAGAAUAUUGUUUCAUCGCAUCGCAGUUAUCAUCCGCUUCAAACCCCGCCCCCAACUCCCCAACAAUACUCGUACAUUUUAAGGUGGAAACAAAAGUGUAUCAUCAUCAAGUAUCAUCAUACAAACAUAAACACAAAUGGUAAAAUCAAAUCAAAAUCACAUUCUCGAGCCAUUCCGUGAACCACGAUUUUUCAAACAAAACUAGAACGAAAACGACGUACAGAAGAUGGGAAAAUAUUAUCAUUUUAUAUAUUUUGCAAAAGAAAAAAAAAGACGAAAGGAUGAGAAAAUAAGAAAACGCAAACGGACAAGCAGAACAAAACAGAAGAAAAAAACACUUAUAAAUAGGAGAACAAUGUAGUUAAUUAGCUGAAAAUUAAAUGUGGAAAAUUGUGAAUGUCUUUUAGCACGUAAGCAGCAGUUUUAAGGCAAACAAAAUAAAACGAAAGUGACAGUAGAAUAUGGAAAUUGCAUGAUGGAAAAUUCUCUAACACACACACACAACCAACAAAAAGCAAACUUUGGUGUUGUGCAAACAGUGCCAUUGAACUAGUCGAUACUGUAAAAAAAAGAAACACACAAACAAAUGAAAAUAAAAGAAUAAAACAAUUACCGGAGACAACUCAGCAAAUGGUCGUGGAAAUAUUUUUACAAAACAGAAAAAAAGAGGAAACAAAAUUGAGAAGACACAAAUCAAGAAGUGACUGAGAAAUCUCACCGAAAGCGGGAGAAUCAACAUAACAAAGAAAAAGGAGAAGAUUACAAGUGGUGCCAUAUGAAAGCGAGGGGAGACGAGACGGAAACGAAUGCACACGUUAUUGAACGAAAACAAAAGGGGAAAUGAUAAAACACUUAAUCCGUAGGUGACAUUUGUACAGUAAACUUAGUAAACACUAGUGAUAAAGAGACAAAAUAAGGUAAACAAAACAGUGAGACAGACGAAACGAUAUAAACAAAAUAGUGAAAUCUUCUCCUUUUUGCAGAAAUUUUAAUGGUUUUAUCGGCGCGCCAGCGCGCGCAGUAGGCCAUGAGACGAUUCUAUUACCCCGAACGCGUAGUACUAGAAUGGUCCCGCCCCCUGAAAAAAAACACAAACACACGCACACUAGUGAUGUGUAGUAGGCCGUGUUUUUAAUUUGUGUGCGUCGUGAGCGCACGCGCCAAGCAGUGGUGUUUUUAAUUUCGAUUCCAAAUCGAGCUUAACGUGACGACAAACAAUUUCCUAUUUUGCGUUUCAUAACCCCUUUUGAUACAUCACACAAACAACAACAACAAAAUAACGAAAUCACACAGACACAAAUCCGUCUUGCUUCCUGAUUUUAACUGAAUAAAAAAAGAUGAAUGAUAAUUAAAAAACAGAUAAUCUCCUAGCAAAUGUCGAUAUAGAAAUGGGGAAAAAUAAAACUCACACAGCUCCAAAUGGUUGGCUCAAAAAUGGCAAACAAGAAGAAAAAAUGGUAAAUUCUCUCUUUUCUUGGCUUCUACAGGGUAUUUGUAAUAAAUUCUUAUAUGAACCGAACACAUGGAAGGUAAUCUAAAACACGAAACAGAUGAAAUAGAACAAGAAUCACUACCGAAUAAGCAUCAUUUAAAUCAAGCGAAACAAAAACAAAAAAAUACAGAAAACAUCAAAUAGUUGACUAAAGAUAACGCAAACAAUACCAAAACAUAUAAGUAGCAAACCACUGAAACAUAUGGAAGUGAAGCGACAUUUUGUUUUCAGUUUACUGAACUCACACAAACACACAUUCAAACAGUACUCGUUUACAGAAAUACUCUCAGACACAGCACACAAAUACACCAAUACUCGCUCUAAUUCUGUCUCCUCGAAAAAAAAAAAAAAACACCGGAAGACGCUUGCAAACUAUUUUUUGUCUGAAACCUAUUCUACCACGUUCCAGAAUAGGAGAUUGUUUAUUUUGCCCCUCGCCUCCCAAAUAACAAUAGAAACUGCUUAAGUUUCGUUCGUUGAAGAUAAAUGGUCAAGCCCGCGAUCCCAAUGAAAAAAAAAAUGAGAAAAACAAGCUAAGAUGAAUGUAGAAUUGUAGAGAAAUAAAGCAAACAAAACAAAAAGAAUGAAAGAAUGAAGUAAAAACUCAAAAGCAAUACGAGAAAACGGCGACUAACUUUUCUCGGUGUAGGAAAAAGAAGUAGAAGUGACUUCCGCACAGCGCGCCUACUUUGAUCUUUUUUUCCGUACACGACACAUACGCGAUUCCGACUCAUUGCCGUGCCGUCUCGAAACGAGACGCCGGAUUUUUGUUUCAAAACUUUGUGACAAAACAAAACAAUUUAGACCGUCGAUACGAAAUUGUGCAAUCAAAUUUUGUUUUCUUACUCUCGACCGCAAAGAGGAAAGAAAUAUCAAUCAAUGUACUGAAGAGUGCGUCUUUUUUCCAAGGAAAAAGAUGGCGCUCCCUUUUUGACUAUUGUUUAAGAUCAGAACCCGAAUGAAUUAAAAAUCAGGAAAAACAAAUCUGAAAGACUUUGUACAUAAUUUGUGUAUUUAUUGGUUAAUCUUGUCUGCUUUUUUUUUCAAACAAAUUCAAAAAUAAGCAGUUUACCACUACGCUAAGUUUGUUUAUCAGUUUAGAGCAAACGUUGUAAAUAGUGCUCUCUAUCACUCAACACACAACACAACUUUAACGGAAAGACUUAGUUGUAGCUUCUUUUCAGAAAAAAUACGGGGCAAACUUCCCCGCCAGAAUUCGUGUCGUGUAGCAAAGCAAACAAAAAAUCACUAUAUAAAGAGGCAGAAUCUCUGUGAGCAUUACUAUAAUAUAGUAAUUUCGCUCUCUUCCGAAUGGAAUUAUCUCUCUGUAAAAAAAAUAACAGUAAACCUUGCUCCCUCCGUGUUAUUUUGUAAAUUUUUAUUUCAUCUUCCCGAAAGAGAGAGACCCGAUCCGAAUUAAUAAAGACAAAAAAAAAUGAAAUUCCUAGGACUGUAAAAUCAAAGUUUUUAAAAGUGACAAACGGUGGCAAAUUGUUCGCCGAAAUAAAGGAAAAAAAAAUCAAAGAAAAUUGCAUAACAGAAGUGAAAAAAACUGACAAAAAACGUUAAUAUUGUUGUGGCGAAAGCGGAAGGAAAUAAUAAGACUAGGAUGAAGGAAGGCGAAAAAGAGUGGAGAUGAAGAAGAGGAAACACGAAAGCUAGUGAGUGAAAACCCUGUUUUGUAAUAUAUAACUGCUAGGGGGUCGUAAAUCGUAAAUGUAAAAAAUCAAGAAAAAAAAUAAAAUAAACAAAAAAUGGUAAGUGACGUAGACAAACAUUGGAGAAAAAAAUUAGUGGUAAAUAAAUUGAAGGAAAAAAAUCAGCAACGGCAUGCAAAGAAUGUUGUAAUGGCAAAAUAAGCUGCAAAAAAAAAAAAAA